CUCUUUAACCAACUCAUGAGAGAUGAUCCUUCGACUGUAAGUGGUGCCGAAAUUUUAAUGUUGGGAGAAAUGUUGACUUUACCACAGAAUUUUGGGAAUAUAUUUCUGGGUGAAACCUUUUCCAGUUAUAUCAGCGUUCAUAAUGAUAGCAGUCAAGUUGUAAAAGAGAUAUUGGUAAAAGCUGAUCUUCAGACAAGUUCUCAGCGUUUAAAUCUUUCAGCCUCCAAUGCUGCAGUGGCUGAACUCAAACCUGAUUGUUGUAUUGAUGACGUCAUACACCAUGAAGUGAAGGAAAUCGGGACACACAUCUUGGUGUGUGCAGUGAGUUAUACAACUCAGAGUGGAGAAAAAAUGUAUUUUAGAAAAUUCUUCAAAUUUCAGGUUCUCAAACCACUGGAUGUGAAAACCAAAUUUUACAAUGCAGAGAGUGACCUCAGUUCUGUGACUGAUGAAGUAUUUCUCGAAGCCCAGAUUCAGAAUAUCACAAACUCACCUAUGUUUAUGGAGAAGGUUUCACUGGAGCCAUCUAUAAUGUACAAUGUAGCAGAAUUAAAUUCUAUCAGCCAAGCUGGAGAAUGUAUAUCAACAUUUGGUUCAAGAGCAUAUUUGCAGCCAAUGGAUACACGCCAGUACUUAUACUGCCUUAAGCCCAAGAAGGAGUUUGCAGAAAAAGCAGGCAUCAUUAAGGGAGUAACAGUGAUUGGAAAAUUGGAUAUAGUGUGGAAAACAAAUCUAGGUGAAAGGGGAAGGUUGCAAACCAGCCAACUUCAAAGAAUGGCUCCAGGCUAUGGAGAUGUUAGGUUGUCUUUGGAGGCAAUCCCAGAUACCGUAAACCUAGAAGAACCUUUUCAUAUAACCUGUAAAAUAACAAACUGCAGCAGUGAAAGGACUAUGGAUCUGGUUUUGGAAAUGUGCAAUACCAAUUCUAUCCACUGGUGUGGCAUUUCAGGUAGACAGCUUGGAAAGCUGCACCCAAGUUCCUCUCUCUGCCUUGCCCUUACUCUACUGUCUUCAGUACAGGGACUGCAAAGCGUCUCUGGCUUAAGAUUAACAGACACCUUCUUAAAGAGAACAUAUGAAUAUGAUGACAUCGCACAAGUCUGUGUGGUAUCAGCCAUUAAAAUGGAAAACUGA
This is a messenger RNA of Orycteropus afer afer, 1134 nucleotides long. It is a transcript of the gene TRAPPC13, whose product is annotated as trafficking protein particle complex subunit 13. Lineage: Eukaryota; Metazoa; Chordata; Mammalia; Tubulidentata; Orycteropodidae. The record is from RefSeq and is a predicted model, not a curated record. Gene Ontology annotation, cellular component: TRAPPIII protein complex.